AUGCAGUCAGAAGAUGCCAGAUUUCUUAAAAGAAAGGUCAAAGGAGGACAAAUUGAAGUCCAUCCAACCGAGAACGCUUUACUAGUAACUUAUGAAGUGGAAGCUACUAUCUUAGGUGAUUUAGGUGAUCCGAUGCUUGGUGAGAAAAAAGAAUGUAAAAAAGUGAUUCGAGUUAAAAGUCUUAAUAAAGAUACAAAGAUAUCAAAGUUAGCAAAGGAAUUAGUCGACAAAUGCAAGCUAAUUCAUCCUUCUAGAUUGGCAGAAGUUGAGCAACUUCUUUAUUAUUUACAAAAUAGAAAGCUAUCAGAAAAAGGUAAUAAGUUGGAAAAAGAGUAUAAGCUAGAAUCGAAGCCGAAAGAUCCCUUUGCAGAUACAGAAAAUGGCAAACAGGCUAAUAUUAAUGAUAUCGAUGAGUACAUAGAAAUGUUAUAUGAAGAGCUUCCCGAAAAAAUUUAUGGUACCGGAAUGAUAUUGCAAUUAUCAAGAUAUCCAGAUAACCUGGAAGAAUUAGUUCAAAAUGAAACUCUACUUGGAGCAUUGUCUCGCAUACUACGGGAAGACUGGAAAAAGAGCACGGAAGUUGCUACCAACAUUAUUUACAUCUUUUUCUGUUUAUCAACGUUUAGCCAGUUUCAUAACAUCGUAGCUCACUAUAAAAUUGGUGCACUCAGCAUGACAAUUACUGAUUAUGAAAUUAAACGAUAUCAAACUUGGGCUGAAGAAUUAAAUAAGAAAAAAGCAUUGGAUAUCCUUUUAGAUUUUGAAAAAAGCUAUAAAAAAUUUCGAAAUUUGGUCGACAAACAGAAUCAGCUCUUGCGAGUUUCUCUGUAUCUAUUGUUAAAUUUAUCAGAAGACAUCAGAGUUGAAGUAAAGAUGAAGAAUAAGGAAAUUAUUCCAAUGUUAAUAACACUAUUAGGAAGGGACAAUCAAGAGUUACUGAUAUUAACUGUUUCAUUCCUAAAGAAAUUGAGCAUUUUUACAGAAAAUAUUUCGGAAAUGAUCGAUCUUAACAUUGUUAAAAAGCUGGUAUUGAUCCUUAAUAUACCAAACGAGGGCCUGACCAACGUUACAUUGCGCUAUCUUCUCAAUCUGUCAUUUGAUAAUAAAUUAAGAGCGCAAAUGGUUAAGGUCGGAAUAGUACCAAAGUUAAUAAACAUAUUAGAUAACAGCAAACAUGCGACGGUUGCCAUUUGCAUUUUGUAUCACAUAAGCAUUAAUGAUAAAUAUAAAGCCAUUUUUAUACAAUCGAAAUGUAUACCUAAGUUGAUGCAAUUAAUUCUUGAAAGCCCUUCUGGUGUUAUCGAUAUCGAAGUAGCUGCUCUCAUAAUUAAUUUAGUCGCAAAUAAGCGCAAUGCCGAUUUAAUUUGCGAUGGUGGAGGAUUAAAAUUGUUAAUGAAGAGAGCGAUUAAAUUUAAAGAUCCUUUACUAUUAAAGAUGUUACGAAAUGUGUCUCAACAUAAAUCGUUGCAAAAGCAAUUUGUGAACUACUUAUCAGAAAUGGGUAAUAUCGUUGGAAACGAAAGCAAUGAAGACGUAGUUAUAGAGGCAUUAGGAAUAAUUGCCAAUAUUUCCUUUCCCAAUCUAAAUUAUUAUCGUUUAUUUACCCAGUAUAAUUUGGAUAAAGUCUUAAUGAAAAAUCUUCAGCUCGUAGGUGCAGGUGAAGAUGAUCUAUUACUUGUCACCGUUAUGGUAACAGCGACGCUGAGUCAGAGCAAAGAAUGUGCUACUGCAUUGGCUAGUCAAGGCGUUGUCGACUCUCUAAUUAAUUUAUUAAAUGCUAAGCAAGAAGAUGACGAAAUUGUACUGCAAGUCAUGUACGUCUUCUAUCAGCUACUAUUUCAUGAUACUACGAGAGACAUAACCAUUCAGCAGUCUCAAGCGACAGCAUACUUUGUAGACCUAAUGCACGACAAGAACAAAGAGAUUAGAACAAUAUGCGAAGGCGCACUAGAUGUUAUAAUGGAUUAUGAUUUAGAAUGGGCGAAAAAAAUUCGUAAUGAACGUUUCCGUUGGCAUAAUUCCCAAUGGCUUGACAUGAUUGAAAAUCGAGAUCAGUCUGUUAACAGUAACGAUGCAGGCAUAUUUGAAGAUGAUGAAGAAUAUCAAGCAGACAUAUUAGAUCGGCCGGAAUUAUUUUAUGGAGAUAUUCCGUAUGAUGCAGGUAUAAGUGAUCAGUAUCAUUUAUUGAGCCAUCACCAUAAUAUUACGUAG
Trichoplax adhaerens is the source of this 2211-nucleotide messenger RNA. RefSeq lists its product as uncharacterized. The record is from RefSeq and is a predicted model, not a curated record. Bases 1 to 2211 code for a protein of 736 amino acids. Gene Ontology annotation, cellular component: kinesin II complex; ciliary transition zone; axoneme. Gene Ontology annotation, biological process: microtubule-based movement; cilium organization. The transcript has 16 exons. Gene Ontology annotation, molecular function: kinesin binding. NCBI's taxonomy places the organism in Eukaryota, Metazoa, Placozoa, Uniplacotomia, Trichoplacea, Trichoplacidae.